AGGCAUUUUCGUUGCUUCGUGCAGUUGGUCACUCUUACAAAUUUGUUUAGUCGCAAGCGUCUACCGGGAUUAGUGUAUGCCUAAUUGUAUGAGAUCAUGACACUUGACUCGAACAAAGAAAGACACAAUUUGUUUAAUAGCCUCUCUAUUUUAUUGAAAGCCGUUGAAAAUGAACGGACAAUUGUGGAUCUUCGGAACGAAGCGUCAGUAUGUGGGAUCGUGGAGCACGCAGACGCUUACAUGAAUAUUGUAAUGAGAGAUUGCGUCUUUACUGAUCCCAGAGGUGAUUCAUAUAAUUAUGACAUGUUUUUCGUUCAAGCACGAAACAUACGCUUCGUUCAUAUUCCACCGAAAGUGGCGCUGAACCACCAAUCGUUGUGCCGUGGUGAUGCUCGUUUGUUUUUACCCAGCGUGCAUUGUGAACAGUGACUGGUGCUAAGAUGGCCGACAACAUGGAGGAGAUUUCAGAGCUCGUCGAAAAGCGAGAAGAUCGAGCAGCGACGCGGAAGAGUUUUUGCUCGUCCAGCUUUUUAACGAGCUACAGCUGUACGAUGCACGACCGAGCGAGAAGAGAGGUUUUUGCAACUCGCAGAUACAUUUUUGCGCAAGAGAUGGGCGCCCGUAAAAAAGAUGGUAACUAAUCCGAACGGUACAAGGCGCUACUUUUGGCGAAGCUGAACUACGGAUUGCCGUCACGUCCCGACGUCCCUUUUCUGGCCGAUCGCGUAUCGAGCAUUACAAUGCCGUAAUAUCGUACGCGGUACCGUGGACUAACGGAUCCAUAUGCCUGGCGGAUUCGACGAUGAUUCAAUCCUCCGCUUCGCGACUUUUCUAUGCAGCUGCCUGGCUGCUUCGAUUCGCGCCUUAUGCAAUCAUCGUAAUUGUGUUAUAUGCUUUGCGAUUUGCCAAUCAGCGAAAACGACGAUUACGAGGAAGCUCUUACCUGGUAUUUGGUGAUGGUGGAAAUAUUCUUUGUUUGAAGAAAAGACGGUAGACUAGAGCUAAAUAGCGAACUGUACACUUCAGGGAUGUAGUUUAUAUGGUGUUGUAUGGUGUUUUGAAUACAUCAAUUUGUACAUGAAAGUUGGACAAAAGAUACUCUUGUUUUAUUUGUGAGAUAAGCUAGGUAGACUGCUAUAUAGCUUAUGUCAUUCAAACCACUGUACACUUUACACGUAUGCUUCAUAUGUUACUGUAUAGUAUAUUAAAUACAUCAAAUUGUAGAGAGGAGUUGGAUCAAAGAUAUUUUCGUUUUAUUUGUCAGAUAAGCUAGGCAGACUGCUAAAUAGCUUAUGUCAUUCAAACCACUGCAUAUGUGUACUUCAUAUGUGAUUGUAUAGUAUAUUAAAUACAUGAAAUUGUAGAGAAGAGUUGGACCAAAGAUACUCUUUUAUUCGUCACAUAAGCGAGGUGUCUACCGAUCUACCAUAAGAUCUAGCAGUCUUGCUAAAUAGCUUAUGUCAUUCAAACCAGUACACACUACAUAUGUGUACUUUAUAUGUUAUUGUAUAGUAUAUUAAAUACAUCAAAUUGUAGAGGAGAGUUGGACCAAAGAUACUCUUUUAUUUGUCACAUAAGCUAGAUGUCUACCGAUCUACCAUAAGAUCUAGCAGUCUUGCUAAAUAGCUUAUGUCAUUCAAACCAGUACACACUACAUAUGUGUAUUUCAUAUGUUUUUGUACAGUACAUUAAGUAAACUAUACAGAAGAAUU
Messenger RNA from Megachile rotundata (alfalfa leafcutting bee), 1712 nucleotides. Its product is annotated as U7 snRNA-associated Sm-like protein LSm10. Gene Ontology annotation, molecular function: U7 snRNA binding; histone pre-mRNA DCP binding. Lineage: Eukaryota; Metazoa; Arthropoda; Insecta; Hymenoptera; Megachilidae. Gene Ontology annotation, cellular component: cytoplasmic U snRNP body; nuclear body. Gene Ontology annotation, biological process: mRNA 3'-end processing by stem-loop binding and cleavage. The record is from RefSeq and is a predicted model, not a curated record.